Molecule: messenger RNA, 3673 nt
Organism: Xenopus laevis (African clawed frog)
Lineage: Eukaryota; Metazoa; Chordata; Amphibia; Anura; Pipidae
Gene: itgad.L
Product: integrin alpha-M
Exons: 30
Coding region: 110-3565 (1151 amino acids)
Source: RefSeq, a predicted model, not a curated record
UGGAGGAACUUGCAUCCCUGCAGUCCUAAACCCUGGCGCCUAGAAUCCUGAGGGUGUCGCACCGUAUGUCACUGCAAGCUCACAGCUGUCUGUAUUCCUGCUGCUCAUCAUGGCUGCACUGCUGCACUGGCUACUUCUCUGCACAGUUUUAUCUUCUGCUGAUGGUUUUUUCGUGGACACUGAUCAGCCAAUCAUCUUCCAGAAUUCAGACAGCAGCUUUGGAUACCAAACUGUGCAGUUCGGUCAGAGCAGGGUGAUUGUGAGUGCUCCUCUGCAACAAGAUGCCGUGAAUAAAACGGGAACCUUAUAUAGCUGCAAUCCUGCAACAUCAAGAUGCCGACAGAUUAAUAUUAACGGGUCUCCUGAGGAUAUUAAUAUAUCACUUGGACUUACUAUAGCGGCUCAGGAGGGCAACCCAUCCCAAUUACUGGCAUGCGGCCCAACUCUACAGAAAACUUGCGGGAGUAGCAUCUAUGUACUGGGACGAUGUUAUCAACUGGACAAUAACCUGAGACAACAGCAAACACUUCCUGCCUCUCUGCCAGAGUGCACUAUUCGCAGCCUGGACAUUGUCUUCCUCAUCGAUGGAUCAGGGAGUAUUGCUCCAAACGAUUUUAAAAAAAUGUUAACAUUUGUGUCAAAAGUAAUUGAAGACUUUGAAGGAACUGACACGCUGUUUGCCAUCAUGCAGUAUUCCAAUGUCUUUACUCGACAUUUUGAUUUCAAUGAAUUCUCAGCUACAAGAGACCAUAAAUUGCUGAUAAGUCAGAUCACCCAACUGGCAGGCACCACCUGGACUGCUACUGCCAUACAGAAAGUGCUGAGAGAACUCUUCAUCUCUAGUAGUGGUUCUCGUGUAGGAUCCCAGAAGUUUCUUAUUGUGAUAACUGAUGGAGAAAAAUAUGGAGAUUCGCUUGAAUACACAGGACCCAUUGCAGAGGCAGAACGCAUGGGAAUUGUGCGCUUCGCUAUUGGGGUUGGAAAUGCCUUUGCUGGUGAAGCUAAAAGAGAGCUGAUUACUAUCGCAUCUCAACCAUCUGAUAAAUAUGUCUACAGAGUCAGCGACUUCUCUGCACUCAGCAAGUUCCGGAAGGAUCUGCAGGACAAGAUAUUUGCUAUUGAAGGUGUACAGGUACAGACUGGAAGUGGCUUUCAGAAAGAGAUGUCUCAGGAUGGGUUCAGCUCAGUUCUAUCAUCUGAUCUUAUUGUGCUUGGGGCAGUUGGGGCCUAUGACUGGUCAGGAGGAGCUUCUGUGUAUUCAAAAAAGCAGAUGAAGAACUUCUGGAUAAAUGAAACACAAGAUCAAAAAGACAUGAAGGCAGCUUAUCUAGGGUAUGCAGUGCAUCAGUUGUCCUCAGAUCUGAUUGCCAUUGGUGCACCAAGAUACCAACACACUGGAAGUGUCCUCGUCUAUCAGAAAGACCGGUACUCCUCCGACUGGAACCAAAGAGCUGUUAUUAGGGGAGAGAAGAUUGGUUCAUACUUUGGGUCGGUGCUGAAUGGAGGCUUUGUCAACUCCCAGUUACUCCUUUUGGUGGGGGCACCGACCUUUUACACUCCUGACACCCCAGGAGGACGUGUGUUUCUCUGUCCCUUAAAUACCAAGGCUUCAGUGCUCCAAGUCUCGUGUCCCAUCACUCUACAAGGGGACCCUACUCAGUACUUUGGUCAUUUUGGUUCUGCCUUGUGCCUUCUGCCAGAUUUGACUGGAGACAAACUUAUUGACAUGGCAGUGGGGGCACCAUAUGAAGACCAAAACCAAGGGGCAAUAUACAUAUUUCCAGGACAGAAGGGGGGCUUUAGAAGAUCUUACAUCCAGCGCAUUGCAAGUAGUCAGGUUGCUAAAGGACUCAUGUUAUUUGGAAGGUCAAUGAGUGGGAAUCUGGAUAUGACUGGAGAUGCACUACCGGAUCUUUCAAUAGGAGGUGCAGGGAAAGUCCUUGUGCUCAGGUCUCGGACAGUUGUUGGAGUCUCAGUGUCCAUGACCUUUAACCCCAGUGAGAUACCGAUUUCCUCUUAUGAAUGCCCAGAUGCUGAUACAACAAAGAUAGCAACAACUAUCAAAAUGUGUGUGACCUGCAAGAGGAAGACCACAGCAGGAGAAGUCUCUGCCCAGAUGACAUACACUCUCCAACUUGAUGCUGGUCGCAUCCAGAAGAGAGCAGUGUUUGACAGAACGGAACAUUCACUGCAGAAAACAUUUUCAUUAAAUGAAGGCCAUAACUGUAUGACAUACUCUUUAAGAUUGCAUGAGUGUGUGGAGGACUCCCUGUCACCUCUCCGUGUUUUUCUUAAUUUCACUUUAACUGGACAAUCUGUUCUCAGUGAGGAUUCACCUACCAGCCUCUCAGAACAGGUUUCCUUUCAGAAGAACUGUGGGAGUGAUGGACAGUGCCAGGAUGAUCUAAGGAUCAACGCCAGCUUUGGAGAUCUCAGGCAUCUUGUGGUGGGGGUGUCUCUUGAGGUUAAUGUCACUCUCUCGGUGCAGAACUAUGCGGAAGAUUCAUACAACUCUAGAGCUAUUAUAACUCAACCCCCAGGACUGUCCUAUAGGAGGGUGUCUCUAAUCCAGAGCAACAGGCGCCUGAUGACAAUUAAAUGUUCUACUACUGAGGGGGAGAGAUAUGUUGUCUGCAGUAUCAACAACCCUCUGUUGAGACCCAAUGCUAUGGCAAUCUUUGUGGUCAGUUUCCAUGUCUCUUCUUUGGCUGAUCUGGGAAACCUUUUGACUAUUACAACCAAUGUUACCAGUGACAAUGGAGGAGCACCCAAUGACCUAAUGAAAUCAACUGCCCAAUUAAAAGUGUUGUAUGGAAUCUAUGUGACUAUCACCAGCCUUGAAGAAUCCACUAAGUACACAAACCACUCUGCAUCAGAAAGAAGUCCUAUUGAGCGUGAAGUGAAGCACGUGUACAAGGUUGGGAAUCAGGGGCAGAGGUCAUUACCACUAUCCAUUAUAUUCAUGGUCCCUGUGAAACUGAAGGAGACUGUUGUAUGGAAGAAACCCAGCAUCACUGUCUCUGAGGAAGAUCUAAGCAACAGUACGACGAUAUGUAACAAUACUGGAGAAAUAACCAAUGCAGAAGAAUUCAAGGAGCAAAUUGAAUUUCGCCCAGUUCUGAAUUGCACUGUGAUGACAUGCCUCAGGUUUGAGUGUACCAUUAACAGUUUGGACAUUCAGAAAUCAAUCAAUUUUUCAAUCACUGGACAAGUGACCAAAGACUGGGCCAAUCAGUCUCCCAACCAGAAAGUGCUGCUCCAAAGUUCUGCGGAAAUUGUGUAUGACUCGGACAGAUACCAACACAUCCUAGAGCAGAACCAACCAUUCACCAGUGCUCAGGCCCAGACGGUGCUGGAGGUGUACACUGAGUACAACUACCUGCCUAUGAUCAUUGGGAGCAGUGUUGGGGGUCUGGUUCUUCUGGCUCUGAUCACUGCUGCGUUGUAUAAGUUGGGGUUCUUCAAGCGUCAGUAUAAAGAGAUGAUGGAAUUACCAGAAGGACAAACAGGUGGAGGUGAAGAUGUUGCAAUGGAAGCCCAAUCUGAGCAGAAGCAAACGCAGUAGAACAAUAAUCUCAUGUUGGAUUGUGCAAGGUUGUCAAUAGUGAUGGGCAAAUAAAUUUGCCAGUCGCAAAUUUGUGGCGAAUUUCUGAAUUUCUAAAUUUGCGAAACU